AUGGACUACAAGGUCCCACUGUAUGAUAAAAUUGUAAGCGAAAGAGAACUGGCUAGAAAAGAAAGAAUCGGCAAAGCUGCAAUCGAGUCAUUAAACCUAGCCAUGAUGCCUCCCAGAAUGGAAUUAUACUACAGACAGCUGCAAAAAGCUUCAAAAAUUCCUAAACCAAAGCCGAAAACUAAAAAGUUCAAAGCCAAAGCAGUCCCAGACUUCCGCAGACUCCAAGCUGAUUUCCAAAGCACCUUAGACGCCUGCAAGCAGUCUUUCAACCCUACAAAGCCUGAGCAUUUUGCGUUCAACGAAACCAGUCUUCUUUCAACUACCUCAAACUCCUUGACAAAGAAGCUGACGCCAAUAAAAAUGGGGCCAGCCUUCCAAGGCAAAAAGAUCUAA
This is a messenger RNA of Blepharisma stoltei, 393 nucleotides long. The record is from the annotation of a GenBank genome assembly. Lineage: Eukaryota; Ciliophora; Heterotrichea; Heterotrichida; Blepharismidae.